Stomoxys calcitrans (stable fly) is the source of this 798-nucleotide messenger RNA. RefSeq lists its product as uncharacterized. The record is from RefSeq and is a predicted model, not a curated record. Bases 1 to 798 code for a protein of 265 amino acids. NCBI's taxonomy places the organism in Eukaryota, Metazoa, Arthropoda, Insecta, Diptera, Muscidae. The transcript has 2 exons.
AUGGAGACAAAGUUAUUGGUUCUCGUUACACUGUUUAUGCCUUGUAUUUUGGCCGUAAGUGUCUUGGACAAUGAAAAUUGGCCUUCAAAGUCUGAAGAGAAUAUUCUGCAAACGAGUUUUGUUCCUGAGUCUUCAAAUGAACAUAAAAUUAAAAUUAAUUGGCUACCGAUAUGGAAUGAUAUUGAAGGUAGCAAUGAAUUUGUUGUCAAAGAGUCCAAUGAAAUGGAAACCUGCUCCGUCGAAAGCUCCAAAGGACUUUUAAAUCUCAUGCGGGAAACGAAAAGACUACUCCCCCUAAAGGGCAUUAAAACCAUCAUUAAUUCCUAUGCCAAUGAUGCUGAAGUUAAGGCCCUCAAAGAUUUCAUCACUUCAUCGGAGUAUAAACAAAAAACUGCUGAAAUUCGCAAAUCUGAAGAGUAUAAAAUUCUAAAAUCUUAUGCCUGUCAUGUACUCCACAUUGAUUUGGAGGAUUUGCACAGCAUUACGAAGAAAUCCUUGCGAUCUGCUCAUGAGGCAGGUAUUCGAGGUCUUAUGUUGAAAAUACAAUCCAUAUUGCCUUAUGAGAAAAUUAUGAAUUUAUACCAACAUUUGAUGGGCAACGACAACGAUUUGGUAGAGGCGGUGGCCCAUUUAAAAUCUCACGAGUUUCGUCAGAUUGUCAUGAAUUUAUGGCACAAUGUACCCGCCUAUCGGGAGGUGAGAGAAAAAUUGAUUGCUAUUGGUGUUCCCAUGGAUGAUAUUAGAGAUGCCAUUGGCAGUGUUCUAGGAUGGAAUGAAUAUCUGGAGGUUUUGAUUUAG